Sphaeroforma arctica JP610 is the source of this 210-nucleotide messenger RNA. RefSeq lists its product as hypothetical. The transcript is spliced from 2 exons. The coding region runs from base 1 to 210 and encodes 69 amino acids. NCBI's taxonomy places the organism in Eukaryota, Ichthyosporea, Ichthyophonida. The record is from RefSeq and is a predicted model, not a curated record.
AUGGUCACUAUUGCUCUAGCCUGUGGUCUUGUGCCAGAUCUCUACCACGAUACGUGUGAUUCGCUAGUUGCAGAGUCCGACCACGAGGAUGAGAAACGAGACAUUGACUUUGAAGUGGAGUUUCUGUUCACAUUGCGUGACAUCCGCGGGCGCGUCAACUCAGACCGUGGCAUUUUAGACAAGUACGUGGAACUGGUACCGUAUGUGUAG